CAACUGUUUAUAUUUGAAUUUAAAUGAAUGAAUGAUGAGUCCAGUUUUAAAUCCAGCUGAAGACAAAGAAUCCCCGCCCCAAAAAAGUGUAUGUUGCCAGAGAAGAGCCCAAAAGUCCCUACAACACACUGGAAGAAACAGCUAAUCAAUGGAGCCAGUGCCGACCAUCCCACCGUAUUCCAUCCUGGAAGAGGAAAGGCAAUGCUCCCUGUCCAGAACAGUGGCCCCGACCUUGAACCCGACCCCAACUCUGACCCUGACUGUGACUCCGACUCCUGCCCCUACCUUUGCCCCGGCCUCUCCUCAGAACUCCUCUCUGGUUGCUGCAGGCACAGAUCUUCUCCAUAAGGUGGCAAACAUCCCCACUCAGUUUGAGCCGGCUCCCCAAACGGGCCAUACGAUCUUCAAGGAGCAGCUGUUCUGUUCUUACGAGGUCCACAAGCUGAACGUUGAUACCACCGCAAUACCAUUCUCACCGCCGGCUGCAGAGAUGCUCCGGGGGACUAUCGAUUACGUUCAAGGCAACCGACCAGUGGCGUACAGUCACUUCCCCGGCCUCACGAGCCCCUUCCAGGGCCCGGUGGGGAACCCACCAAUCAGAGAUUUUCCUCCUGCUGUUUGUCCCAAACCUUGGAACUGUCACCGUUUCGCAUCUCCCGGUGCCAUGGUUUUUGGCGGUUUGCCGCCGAUCCACUUUGAACCCAGGGCUCCCGGAGACUCCUGCAUGGUGAACAUGGGUUACCUGCCUCCCCCGCCUCUGUUUUGCUUCGGUUCGGGACCCUGCAUGGUGAUCAACAUGCCGGAGUUCUGUCACGGCGCAUGUUUACCUCCUCCCCAAAGGUUCUUUGUGCCUGAAGGUUAUCCCGGCUGGUGCAUGAGCCUCCCAUGGGAGGCAUACUACCAGACCUGCAGACCAGUUCUGGUUUAUAGCAGAAAAGACAACAUGGUGCUGAACGGUACUCAGACGUUGGAGGACAGGAGGAAGGAAAAAGACGAACACCAAGCUUUCCCGCCCGACAAGACCAAUGAACGAGGCCGCCGAGUUUCCCCGAGACCUCUGGCCGCUUUUCAGGACCGGCUGCAAAUGGAAUGGACCUGGGAGGACAGCAGGGACGUCCCCAACGCCGUCCGCCUCAAGAGAGAAGAAAAUGAGACUCUGGCGACAGAAAUCGGCUCCUUCAUGGAUCAUCAGGAUGAUCUGGGCAAUGACACCAACUCGAUCAGAAAUUUGGACAUGGAUGACAUGAACUGCCUCUGCACUUCAGACCUGAACACCUUUGACUUCACUCUGGAAGACCUGCAGUCGCUUAUGGAGGAGAGCUUAGACGAACCUUUAAAUGAGAAAAAUGCAGAGAAGACGACUCCACCGCAAACUGAAAUUGAAAGAAUAAUCCAGUACCUGCUGUCAGACGCUCCUAUCACAGAACACGAGAGGAAAUCAUACCAAAACAGGCCCGAUUUGCCAGCUGAGGAGGGACCCAAGAAGAACCUGCGCAGCUACUCUGCGUUCCAGCGGCCACCCGCAGAAGAACGACUAAGGUACCCGAACAUGUCCUUUCCUCUGGAGAGACAUUUUGAAGAUCUGACCUGUCACAGUUCGAGAGAAGUGAACGACGGCCACAGGAGGAGACGUGGCGAAAGAGAUUUGAAGGAACGCUUCCUAAGAACGGAGACGCACAGUCGAGAAGCGGCAAGAAAAAGAGGCAUUUUCAAUGACAGCAAAUCAAAUUUCUGCAAAUCGGACAUCAGACUGAGUCACAGGGCGAGGGACCGCACCAACGAACUAGACGGAGACGGUUACCCUUUCAGAGCCGGAGAGAGAGAAACGGCCGAUAAAUAUCUGGAACACAGAAAGUUCACGGACAAGUGGCAGGAGUCUAGAGUGCCACAAGGAAAACCUCUGGAUUUUGUCAGAAGGAUGGAAAUCAGGAGCGAAUGGUUAUCGAGCAAAGAAGAACCAAGAGACGAGGAGAGGGGAAGACUUCGAAGGCUGCGAGACAAAAACCUCAAAGCAAAAGAAACGACAGAUCGAAGCCAAAGACAACCAAAAGCUCCUCGUCAAAGAAGGCAGUGGCGGUGAACGAGUACGAAGGGUUGGGCAAACCUCUGCAACCUCGGAGCCUGAUGAAAGGAGCGAGAGCAAGAGAGACAAAGCGCAAAACAACUCAACCCGCUGAAGGAUCAAGAAGAACAAAGGCGGAGGUUUACGAGGCCUACUUUACACCCAAUCUGUCCACUAUGUCCAAAAGCAACACAAAGGCUGCAAAUGCAGCCAAAAGGCCAAAUGUAAGCCAAAGUGUCCCCCCAAAAGGACGAAGAGGUUUCCUUCUGUGAAAAUGACUGAUGGAAGUCCGGAGCCAGAUGGUUUUCUGUAUCCAGCAUUGAGUGAAGUGCAGAAGCGACAAUGCGGUGCGUUCCUGGGGGGCAAACCAAAAAAGCAGGAAGUUUCACAAAGGAGAGGAAAUGGGUUAAAAAUGAGCCGAAGCGAUCAAAGAAGAAGCAUAUGAGGAUGAGGAGGAAGAAGAAGAAUCAGAAGAAGAAGAACAACAACAAGAAGAAGCAGAGCUCACGAGUGCAGCGAAGAGAUGCCAGGAGAGAAGCAGUACCCCGAAAAAGAGGAAAGGGGGCGCCACAGAGACUCCGGAAACACUAUGUUCCAGUCCGGUGAAAAAGUGUCGGGACUCUGAGCAGAGAGGGCCCAAAAUCAGAAUAAAAAGGGAAAGAGGGACUUUAAGAGCAACCUGGCUACAUAUAGAGUGACAAAUACCCCCCCGCCACCCCCCAAAACAA
Molecule: messenger RNA, 2790 nt
Organism: Poeciliopsis prolifica (blackstripe livebearer)
Lineage: Eukaryota; Metazoa; Chordata; Actinopteri; Cyprinodontiformes; Poeciliidae
Exons: 8
Coding region: 149-2080 (643 amino acids)
Source: RefSeq, a predicted model, not a curated record